UUGGUUUUGGUUUUGGUAUAGGCUAGGCGUCCCUGAGUGGUGCAAUGGUUAAUGAGCUCAGCUGUCAACCACAAGGUUGGUGGUUUGAGUCCAUCCAGAAGUGUCUUGGAAAAAGCCUUGGUGAUCUACUUCCAAACAGUGAGCCACUGAAAACUCUGUGAAGCACGGUUUUACUCCAGCACACACGGGGUCGCCAUGAGUCAGAACUGACUCGGCGGCAACCACCACCACCAACAUGUGCCUGGCACCGUGGUAGCAGCUCUUAUAUGCACUAUACGUUAAGUGUUUUAUAUACUCUAUCUCAUUUAAUCUUUACCAAGACUCGAUGAGGUAGGUUACUAUUCUACUCCCCACUGUAUAGACGAAGGAGCUAACUCAGAGAAGUUAGAUGACUUGCCCAAGGCAAAAUACCUGGGAAUGAGGCUGGAGUGUGAGUGUAUGCAAAGCCUGUAACAACCUUGCUGCACAGGUCAGCCACUGAAUACGUGAUGUUUCCUCUGUUCUUCCCUUACUAGGUCUGAUCGCUGCUAUAGCUAAAAGACUUAAGCUUUGGCCAGAAUGAUGGAUGACGACACUGAACUGAGGACUGAUGGAAACUCACUCCUAAAGGCCGUGUGGCUGGGGAGGCUCAGGCUGACCAGACUACUCCUGGAAGGGGGGGCCUAUAUCAAUGAAAGCAAUGACAAAGGUGAAACGGCACUCAUGGUGGCCUGCAUCACCAAGCAUGUGGACCAGCAAAGUAUCAGCAAGUCCAAGAUGGUGAAGUACCUGCUGGACAACAGGGCUGACCCCAAUAUCCAGGAUAAGUCUGGCAAAACCGCUCUCAUCCACGCUUGCAUUAGAAGGGCUGGGGGAGAAGUGGUCUCCUUAUUACUGGAGAAUGGAGCAGACCCCAGCCUCGAGGAUCGCACUGGGGCUUCCGCUCUGGUUUACGCAAUCAAUGCAGAUGACAAGGAUGCACUGAAACAUCUCCUUGAUGCCUGCAAAGCCAAAGGGAAGGAGGUGAUUAUUAUAACAACGGAUAAAUCGUCUUCAGGCACCAAAACUACCAAACAGUAUCUUAAUGUCCCCCCUUCCCCCAAGGUGGAAGACAGACAGUCACCUCCACCUUGCACGUCUCCCUCUGAUAUUGAACUGAAGGCUCCAGGCCUUAGCUCCCCAUCCAGUGAGAAGGAAGAUGGCUUCUUCAGCCUCCAAAAAGGGCAUCCAAGUGGUUGCAAUGCCUACAAGGCUCUUAACGAGCCCGGGUCACCCAACAGAAAAGUUGGUAACCUCAAGAGGGCCCGUUUGCCCCAAUUAAAGAGGCUCCAGUCUGAACCCUGGGGCCUGAUAGCACCCUCUGUGUUGGCGGCCUCGAUGCAUCAGGACGAGACUCAUAGUGCCAGCACAGACAAUGAGGUCAUCAGGAGCAUUUGUGACGUGUCUUUCCCCAAAAGGGGGCCCCUUUCCAGAACCAACAGUAUUGACGGCAAAGACCCCACCCUUUUCCCCACAGUCACGGAGCAAGUUCUGAAGAUUGCACCCCCUUCGGCACCCACGUCCUGGAAAGCAGCCUAUGAGAAAGGUCAGGCUCCCCACCCCCGUUUGGCCAGAAGAGGUACUCUCCCUGUUGACCAAGAGAAGUGUGGUAUAGGUCAACCAGGACCCUCUGUUCUCAAAGAUCCAGUGUCCCUCACACUGCUGGGGAAUGAUUUCUAUGAUUUAGAUUUACAACCAGGGGCUGACCCAUCCAACUCCAUUUCCCUUGAAUCAGGCAAAGGACCCUUAGAUAGAAAGAAGCUCAACAGCUCCCACUUGGCUCUUUUCCAUGGUUCUCGGGAGUCCCUGGAUGCUGUGCCCAGCACAUCCCCCAGCUCAGCGCGCCGCAGGCCACCACAUCUUCUAGAAAGACGAGGUUCUGGAACUCUGCUACUAGACCGCAUUUCUCAAACCAGGCCUGGCUUCCUUCCACCCUUAAAUGUGAAUCUGAACCCACCUAUCCCAGACAUUAGAUCUAGCAGCAAACCUUCUUCCCCACUUGCUAGCGGCUUAAAAUCCAUGGUUCCUGUGGCUCCAAGUUCACCAAAGAGAGUCGACUUGAGAAGUAAAAAGAAGCUCCUCAGAAGGCAUUCUAUGCAGGUGGAGCAGAUGAAGCAGUUGUCUGACUUUGAAGAAAUCUUGACCUAAAAGCUUUGUCCCAGAAAGCUUUUCUUUUUUAAUCUAUAUAGUUUAUGAAAAAAAAAAAAGUUUAUGAAAGGGACCCUAAUCUAGACCAGCUCGGCCAUGCGAGUUCUCUGCAUCCUCAUUACCCCUUAAUGUAGGUAUGUGGCCGCUUCAGAGGAUAUGGAGACAGGGUGCUU
Loxodonta africana (African savanna elephant) is the source of this 2339-nucleotide messenger RNA. It is a transcript of the gene ANKRD34C, whose product is annotated as ankyrin repeat domain 34C. The record is from RefSeq and is a predicted model, not a curated record. The transcript has a single exon. NCBI's taxonomy places the organism in Eukaryota, Metazoa, Chordata, Mammalia, Proboscidea, Elephantidae. Gene Ontology annotation, molecular function: protein binding. The coding region runs from base 559 to 2166 and encodes 535 amino acids.